CCGCCAGUCUCCCGCCAGAAGCAAAGUCACGAUGCACCUGGCUGGCCUGACAGUCUGGCUGGGAAUACUAACUGGGCUACUGCUAUGUAGUGUCCCCCAUCGUCUGCCCAAGUGGGUGGUGCCGUUAAAAUAUCGCCUCAACAUCCUGGUGCGGGUCAAUCAGCCCUAUCAGCCCUUCGAGGGCUCUGUGGCCAUCAGUAUGGUAGUGGAGAAGCCCGUUAAAAGUUUUCAGUUAAAUAUCCAGGACCUUGAGAUCCAUAGAACCAAGAGUCUUACGUUGACGAUGAAAGGGACUGUGAAAUCCCAAAAAGUACCCAUCUUAUACGUAGAGUUGAACGAGAAAUCGGGACGGAUGACCAUUACUGUCCAGACGGCACUUGUGGUGAACUCCACCUAUGUCCUGAAGAUCUUAUUCAACAGUGUCCUGCGACGGGAUAACAUCGGACUGUACAGUAGCUCCUAUGUGGACCAGAACACCACGUUGACUCAGUGGAUGGCGGCCACACAAUUUGAGCCGAUCUUUGCCCGGCAGGCCUUCCCCUGCUUCGAUGAUCUCAUGUUUCGGACACCGUUUAGCAUUACCGUGGGUCAUCCGGCCCAGUUCCGAGCACUCUCCAACAUGCCAGCCACAAAGACUACACGUCAUCCCAAGUUGAAGAAGUUUGUGUGGACUUCGUUUGCAAAGACUCCGCCCAUACCCACCUACCUGGUGGCCUUUUCGAUCGCCAAGUUUGAUGUUCCCGGCUCCACCAGCCUGGAGCGUCCGGACUGUCCCAUCAGCACCUGGACCCGGCCGGAUGCCCUGCCCCAAACGAACUAUGCCACACAGACGGCGCCCCUGUUGUUCGCCUUCUACGAGGAGCUCUUUGGCAUUCAAUUGUACUUCUCCAAGAUUGAUCUGCUGGCCCUGCCGGACUGGGCGCACUGGGCGCGGGAGAGUCUGGGUCUCUGGACCUUUGCCGAGGCGGCCAUUCUCUAUGACAGCCAGCGUAGCUCCCUGGCGGACCAGCAGGCUGUGGCCCGGGCGGUGGCCAUAGCAGUGGUGCAACAGUGGUUCGGCAAUCUCGUCUCCAUCACCUGGUGGCAUGAGCUCUGGCUGAAGAAUGCCUUUGCCUUGUACUUCUCCACCUUCGGAGUGGAUACCUUAACGCCCGAGUGGGAGUACAAGGAGCGAUUCGGUUUGCAGUUGUAUUUCAGUGUCCUGGAGACCGAUUCCUACAUACACACGGAUGUGGUGGCCACACCGGUGCCGAAUGAAUCGCACAUCUGGACGGCUAUCCAUGAGAGUGGGGAGCGGAAGGGGGCCGUUCUGCUGAGCAUGCUGCACCACAUGGUGGGCGAGGAGGCGUGGAAUGCGGGCGUUAGGCGCUACCUCACCAUAAAUGCCAAUCAGAGCGCCUCGGCGAAGGACUUUUGGGAGGUCCUACAGCUGCUGGUGGACCGAGACGGUCGCCUCGGUAAAGGACUCAACGUCACCCGGAUUAUGGACAGUUGGCUCAGCUAUCCGGGCUAUCCUUUGUUGACCGUCACACGCAGCUAUGGCCAGAAAUCGGCCCUGGUGGAGCAGAAGAGGUUCCACAUCAGCCCCCAUCAGCCGGACCGGGAGAUGAGUCCCGUCUGCUGGUGGAUACCGCUCACCCACACCUGUGGCAGUUGCAACGACUUCAACAGCUCGGUGCCACGUCACUGGCUGACCUGCACCCUGGCUGGCAACACCAAUCGACCCAUUCCCGUCCGGAUGCAUGAUGUGGUAGCGGGUCCCACGGACUGGCUGCUCCUCAACAUCCGGCACUCGAGUCCUUUGCGCGUCAACUACGAUCUGCGGAACUGGGAGCUCCUCAACCAGACCCUCUCGAAUCCCGAGACCUUUCGCUCCAUUCAUCGCGUGAAUCGCGCCCAGCUGGUGGAUGACAUCCUGAACUUUGCCUGGAGCGGAGUGAUGGACUAUCAUAUGGGAUUUGGAGUGCUCGGCUUCCUUGAGCACGAGGACGAGUAUGUGGUGUGGGAUGCCACGGUCGCCAACUUCGAGAAGAUCAAUAAUGUGGCCAAAAGACAUCACAACUAUAACAUCUUCAAGACUUUUAUACGGAAUUUGGUCCGGCGGCAGUUCGAUAAAGAGCUCUCCGAGAAUCGGACCAUUAAUAAGGAGGAGAAGAUGUCCCAUCGACCGGUUAUCCUGCAGUUAUCCUGUCAAUAUGAACUGCCCGCGUGUCUUAGUCUGGCCCGAAGGGAAUUCGCCCGAAUAAGUGCCACACCGUCGCACAGAAAAGACGGCUGGAUGAGUAUUCGGGAACAGGAGACCGUAUUCUGUACGGCCGUACGCUUUGGCACGGAGGCCGAUUGGGGUGUGGUCGAUGGUCUCUAUCAGCGUUCCAUCUUCGCCGCCGAACAGGAGUCCUUGCUCUCGGCCCUGGCCUGUUCCCGCAACAUAUACUACCUGGAACGUUCCCUCAAGUGGACAUUUCAAAGUGUCGGUGUUCGGAAACAGAAUGCGAAAAGAGUUUUCCGGGCGAUUGUCUCCAAUCCACUGGGAUAUCGAAUAGCCACCGAGUAUGUCUCCAAAAAUAUCCAACUUAUAAAGAACUUUUGCAACAAUUCAACCAACAAAGUUGUGGACUUAAUGAUGCCUCUGGUGGAGAAUCUGGUAACGGAAAGUGAACUGACAUUCCUGGAGAAGUUCCUAACCGAUAAACUAAAGGAUAUGGUGGGGAUUGGAACGAUGAUCAAGUUACUCCUCGAACUGGGAAGCAAUAAUAUUCAUUGGCAUCGCAACAAAUACGAACCGAUGCUGAGUGCCAUUAGGGAUAUAUCGAAUUGGAAAUAUCAAAAUAGUUCCUUAUAAUCUAUAAUCUAUAGGAUCUAUCGUUAAAAUAAUAAUAUUUCUUUUUUCGACAUUAAACUCUAUUCUAUGUGA
Messenger RNA from Drosophila ananassae, 2914 nucleotides. Its product is annotated as aminopeptidase N. NCBI's taxonomy places the organism in Eukaryota, Metazoa, Arthropoda, Insecta, Diptera, Drosophilidae. The coding region runs from base 32 to 2842 and encodes 936 amino acids. The record is from RefSeq and is a predicted model, not a curated record. The transcript is spliced from 4 exons. Gene Ontology annotation, molecular function: zinc ion binding; metalloaminopeptidase activity; peptide binding. Gene Ontology annotation, cellular component: cytoplasm. Gene Ontology annotation, biological process: peptide catabolic process; proteolysis.